AUGGGGCUUAAGAUCGGUGUCGACAACACAGUUAAGAUUAAUGAAACCGCUCGGAUUCUGGUUGAGUUCUUGGAGGUGGCAAUCACAUCAAUCGUUUUCCUCAAAGGAAUUUAUCCUACAGGCGCUUUUGAGAGAAGGAAGUAUAUGAAUUUGGUUGUUCAUAAAGCUCGGCACCCUGAGCUCAGAGAUUAUAUCCAUUCUGCUAUCUCAAGACUUCUUCCUUUUAUCAAAAAGGUUUUUUGCAAUGGAUCUCCCUGA
This is a messenger RNA of Rosa rugosa (rugosa rose), 258 nucleotides long. RefSeq names its product DNA polymerase zeta processivity subunit-like. The coding region runs from base 1 to 258 and encodes 85 amino acids. The record is from RefSeq and is a predicted model, not a curated record. The transcript has 4 exons. Gene Ontology annotation, cellular component: zeta DNA polymerase complex. Lineage: Eukaryota; Viridiplantae; Streptophyta; Magnoliopsida; Rosales; Rosaceae.